UCUCAUGUUUAGCUUCUGUGAAUUUUCAGAAUCCCCGCCCCCUAAUACAGCCCGUAAGAUUACGCAGGCGCCCGAGCCGCCACGCCCAGCGCCAUCAAAGCAUACCCAUACCCACCUACCAACCACCUCCCCCAACCACGCCAUCCAAACCCCGCACCACGCACGCGCUCCCUUCGACCUGUCCUCAUUGACACCACCCCAGGCCCACAGGUACGUGCGACAGACGUCACCAGACUCGUGAUGAACAGUAUCCAUGCUAGAUUAGCCUGCGGUAACACGGCAGGGCAGCCGUGUGGUCACGUGGUACCAUCGAUUCAAAAUCACCUGCGUCAUUGAGUGAGACAUGCAUGUCGGGAUUGAGUCCCCCGCCAUUCAUUCCCUACCGCCCAUAUUUGUGUCUUGGGUAUAGAUGGGUAGAUAGAUACGUGUGAUACUGGAAGGUGGGCGGGACGGAUUGCCGCAAU
This is a messenger RNA of Aspergillus candidus, 464 nucleotides long. RefSeq lists its product as uncharacterized. Bases 5 to 241 code for a protein of 78 amino acids. The record is from RefSeq and is a predicted model, not a curated record. The transcript has a single exon. Lineage: Eukaryota; Fungi; Ascomycota; Eurotiomycetes; Eurotiales; Aspergillaceae.